This is a messenger RNA of Achroia grisella, 3958 nucleotides long. Its product is annotated as protein piccolo-like. The record is from RefSeq and is a predicted model, not a curated record. The coding region runs from base 278 to 2632 and encodes 784 amino acids. NCBI's taxonomy places the organism in Eukaryota, Metazoa, Arthropoda, Insecta, Lepidoptera, Pyralidae. The transcript has 5 exons.
CACGCGGCUUGUGCUCUGCCGCCAGCCGCCCGCCAGGCAGCGCAUCCGAACGAACGAACAACCCGCACCAUUCACAAUACGCAACCGUGUUUACGAACGCAGCCUUCUAUUUUUGAAAAUUCAAAUUUGGAAUAAAUUUACAUUUUUGAGUGCAGUGACGAUUUUUGAAAUUAAUUUGGAUUUUGUCCAGGGAUAUUUAUAGCUCGCCCGUGGCAGAGAUUGGUUACUUCUGCACUAUAUGGACUUCUAAUUGCAAUUGGGACAAGAACAUUGCGAUAUGGCUGAGAACGGGUACGGCGCCGGCCCUGUCGCCGGACACAUCGGUAGGAUACCAAACUAUGGAAAAACUCAGGUCAACUCUAUGGGAUCUGAACCGCCAGCAUGCAUCCAGAAUGCUAUGAUGACAAAAGACAAGAAACCUUUCACGUAUACUCCAGGUGGUCUUGAUCUAUCCCAAAUUCGUACGCCGAGUAUGGCCAGGAGGAUGGCACGACAACGUUCGCUUGAAGAACAGGAACAAGCAUAUGGGCAGCCUAACGGUGCCCCUAAAUAUCACCCUCAAGGGGGACCUGUACCUCCACCACCGCCACCGCAAAUGCCACCACCACCGCCUCCUCCACCAAUAGUUAUCCAGGUCCCCGACUCAAAAUCACCAAAACCUAUUGUACCUGGUGAAAGACCAGAAAUAGUCAUUCCGGAAAAUCCUAUUGGAAUGUUAAGAAAAACAAAUAGUCCGUAUCACUGGGAGGCUGAAAAAGCAGAAAAAGAGCGUAUGGGCACAGUACCUAAGUUUGCAGAGAAGGUUCCAAGUCCAUUAACCGUUAAAAUGCCGCCAGCUACAUUCCCACCACAACAAUCCCAGAAUUAUUCACCACAACAAAAUCAACGCCAAACAUACCCAUACCAAAAUAAUCAAUCACCAGAAAGUCCAUUGUAUAGACCUGCACCACAGUACAUGCACCAGAAAUCUUCUUCUCCGAUUGUUAAUGGUUCAACACCAACUAGAGAAAUUUUACAGAGGCAAGAUUCGCAAUUUAAUAAGAGCCCUCAGCCCUUUGCAGGACAGUCUCCAGUCAGUAAUGGUUCUCCAUAUUCACCUUCCCCUAAUAAUAAUUGGAAACAACCAGAUCGAAGAGACUCUCCGGCUAAUAAUGUAAAUUAUAGCCCCCAAUCCCCUUUGAAUCGUGGUCCAUUUUCUCCAAAUACACAACAAUUUUCACCCAAUAACCAGAAUCAAUCAUCGUUUGAUAAUCCUACUCCUGUUUUUCAUACACUUCCCAGAACUAACCAAAGAGGUCCAGAUAAUUACGGGAAUAACUUGCAAAAUAAUAAUGUCAUAUACAAUAAUACUAGAGAAGAUAGUCCUAAAAUCGAUGCUUCAAAUCCUACGCCAUGGCGAACAAGUACAUUAAACAGAAAUCCGAGAGAAGCCGAUGAUUUACAAGCCAUCUAUCAUAAUAGUAAAAACGUUAAUCAACAGCCGACAUAUAAUCCACCGUGGAAAUCAAACGAUUCUACAUUACCUAAUAAUAAUAACACUUACAUUCCUACUUGGAAGCAAGAUAAUAAAACAUCUGGUAAUCAGGUUGACAAUCAACAAUAUAAUCCUCCCUGGGUACAAGAUUCUAACAACAAUAAAGUACCGCAAGAAAACUACAGUCCAUGGAGGUCACAGGAAAAUGACAAUAAAUCAGGUCCCGCAUUUGUACCUAAACAAAAUGAACCAGAACAACGGUAUCAAUCAACAAUGUCUAUUCCCGUGACUCCAAGGAAACCUAAUUCUCAACCUGAAUACAACAAUACUCCACAGAGAGAAGCAGUGUAUGUGAAUCAGGAACCAGUAUAUUACUGUCCUGAAAGUCCAAAAUCAAUACCUCCUUGGGUCAAAACGCAAAAAGAGAAAACAAAGACACCCCCGCCGGCUUGGUGUCAAAGACCUUUAGACGGAAGGAGAAGUUCUCCAAGAGAAUUAGUUACUCCUCCUAGGGAAACUACUAAUCUAGAGCCAGAAUGGGUGAAAAAAAGCAAUGAGAUGCAGAGAGGUGCACGGGAGGUGGUAACUCCACCUAAAUACCAUCAGCCAGCACAACCGUCAUGGUCAACGCUACCAUCAGAAAACCGUAAAAGUAUUCCUCGGGACAAUGCUCCUAGUGUUCAAGGAAGAAUUAUUCCAAUACAAAUGGAGGCAUCAGGUAUUGAUUCCGGAGAUCAUACAAGACAAGGAAAGCAGCAGCCUCAAUUAAGAAUUGUUAUUGACAUGCAACAAAAUCCAAAUGUUCAGGGUUACGCAAACAAUGGGGCGCCAUAUUCGCAGCCUACACAACGGAUUAUGAGAGUCUUGUCACCUCAGUUGGUAAGAUUAGACGACGGACAGAAUGAGCUUCCGACUUUAAAUAGAACUUACCAGAGUAACCAGGACAAUCAACCAAAGACACGGAUAAUUCCGAUACAGAUUGAAGACGGCAGUAUUGGCGGGGCAAACAAAAGUUCCAGGGUAUAUUACCACAAGUUCACGCAAGAGGGACCGCCUCGGCAAUCGAAGGCGUUCAAAGUUCUACAGGUCAUUACGGGCACUGAGGACACAGACAGUAUACAAAAUAUGGAAAAAAGUCAUGGUUACACCGAUCUAUAGUAUUAAAUUUUAAGCUAAAUUGUAUUUAAAUUAUUCUAAUUGCACUUAUAUCUACAUCUACACUACGUAAUUAUUUAUUAUAUUAUAUAUAAGUAUAUAUCUAUCUAUACCUAUAUUAUUAUGUAUAUUAUAUAUUAAGUAUAUACUGUAGCUAAUUUUAGAGUAAGUAAUUUAUUAUUGUAAUUAUAUGUAUUUAUUUUAUAAUAUAUAGGUGUAUAUUGUAUAUUAAAUUUAGCUUUUUAAUUACUUUAAUAACAUAACAAUAUUUUUAAUGUUUAAUCUAAUACUAAUAUAACAGUCACGUCUGUAUCUCAUUAUAUUAUAAUUAUAUUCAAUAUGUUUAUAUAUUUUAUUAUUAACUUAGUUUUAUAAUAAUAUAUAUAUAUAUAUAAUUUAUGAUAAUAUAAAUAGGUACGUAGAUGUUACUAUAAGUGCACAUUUAACUUAUAGGACAGACAUUUGAAAAUGGUGCGUAUAUUUAAUUCGAUGUUAAUUACGAUUAAAUUAAUUAGAAUUAUAUAUUUUUAUGAAAUGUAACUAUGUUAACAUAUUAUAUAUGAUGUACUUAUUAUUAAUACUGAAUAACGAAUUGUAUAUAAAAAGAAAUAUAUUUAGUAAAAGAUUAUUCAUGCUUUUAUUAAGUACAUGAUUAUACUAAUGCUCACUGAAAACGGCUAGCUUACCAAAGAAUAUUAGGUUAAUUAUUUAAUUAAUUUAUUAUUUAUAUUAAAUAGAUAAUUUAAUUCUUACUUAUAAUAAUUAAAAAAUGUAAUAUUAUAUGAUUAUAAUUACACAAUAAGUCAGGCGUAAAUAACAAAAAGAAUUACUCACGUAAAGUUUAGGUUACUUUCCCAUCAGAAGGGUUAAUAUUAUAGGGUUAAAUAUGAUAAAUUUUUAAAUGGAAAGAGGUUACCAAUAAAUUUAUGUGAAUGUAUAAUGUAGUCUAAGCGCCUGUAGAUACGUUUUUAUCUCUACUAACAACGUCAUUUGAAAACGACGUACAUAUUUGUUGCCUUAUAUUUAUUGUAUUAUCUAAUAUCUAUGCCAUAACAAUAUCGUAAGCUUUUAUUACAUACAUUUACAUAUUAUCUUUGCACAUGUCACAGUGUAAUGGGAGGGGGAUGACAAGGGAAAAUCAAGCCAUAGUAGCCGUUCAUGUUACUGAACAAUUCUCUCGAAUAAUUUAGGUGUAAAAUAUUAAUAAUAUAUUGAACUUUUUACUAACUGUGCAGUCCUAUGCAAUAGAGAUCAAUUAGGAAACUGCGUGCUUUUCUUAGAUAAGUUCAGAUCAGAUUUAUGAAAACCUAUUCCACCUGAUUAAUAAAA